Molecule: messenger RNA, 632 nt
Organism: Etheostoma cragini (Arkansas darter)
Lineage: Eukaryota; Metazoa; Chordata; Actinopteri; Perciformes; Percidae
Gene: dmac1
Product: distal membrane arm assembly complex 1
Exons: 2
Coding region: 235-510 (91 amino acids)
Source: RefSeq, a predicted model, not a curated record
GAAACACUUUUUAAAAUCCGACCUUCCUUUAGCCAGCAUGAGCAGGAUCAGAGGUACACUUCAGUAAGUUACUUUGCCCUUUAAUGUGGACCAAGUGUUUAAACAUAUGAGGACGACUUCUAGAAACGCACUCUCGCUUUUGUUUUCAUGUUUGUCUGGCGCUCCAUUCGUAACGUUAUACCAGAAAGCGUUAAAUUAUUAGCAUAACAUUAGCAUUAGCACACACCUAGUGCAAUGUCAACAGCUCCAGAGGUACCGACAGGAGGAGCCGAUGCCCCCUUGUCUAAACCCAGCCAGAUGUUUAAGAACUGCUGGAGCUGUCGGCUCAUCUCCGGGGGGGGGCUCGUCCUGUCCGGAGCUUAUGUGUUCAAUGCAGCCCGGAGAGUGAUGCGGCAAGGUGCGCCUACCUCUGCUGGCACAGUGGCACAGAUUACAUUUGCUGCUUGUCUGGCUGCAUGGGGAAUUGUCAUCAUCGCUGACCCGGUAGGAAAAGCGCAAAGGAAGACAUGAAGCCUGCUGAGAAACGGCAUCAAUAGCUAUCUCAAACAUGGACUGCAAGACAAAAUUCAUGUACCAUAUGACACAGAAGAAGCUGCUCUUGAGUUAUGUUGCGUUUGCAUUAUUGUCACAGU